Aethalodelphis obliquidens (Pacific white-sided dolphin) is the source of this 4619-nucleotide messenger RNA. It is a transcript of the gene GPC4, whose product is annotated as glypican 4. Gene Ontology annotation, cellular component: cell surface; extracellular region; plasma membrane. The transcript has 9 exons. The record is from RefSeq and is a predicted model, not a curated record. Bases 576 to 2246 code for a protein of 556 amino acids. Gene Ontology annotation, biological process: regulation of neurotransmitter receptor localization to postsynaptic specialization membrane; synaptic membrane adhesion; cell migration. NCBI's taxonomy places the organism in Eukaryota, Metazoa, Chordata, Mammalia, Artiodactyla, Delphinidae.
CCCUCCCCCUGAGUGCCGCCCGCUGGGCCAAGUUUGUCGAGCGUCGCCGCGCACGCCGGCCAGUCAAUCAGCGGCAGAGCUGAAGAGGGCACAGCCGUGCGGCCGAGGGCAGAGCGAGCCGAGCCGAGCCGAGCUAGCAGGGCGGACCAGCGCCGGGCAGCCCGAGCCGCGCGCCGCGAGCGCCCGCCGCCGCCCCUCACGCCCUCCUCGGCCCCCGCGGCGCCUGCCACCUUCCCCUCCUUCCCCGCGCCCCUGUCCCGCCUCCGGCCAGCCCGCCCCGAUCGCUGCCCCCGCGGAGCCGGGAGGUCACCGGCCCGCGCCUCCGCUCCCCUGGGCCGCGCACCGCCUCCACGCCCUCCUCCUCCUCCCCGGGCUGGGCGCCUGGCACCGGGGACCGUUGCCUGACGCGCGAGGCCCAGCUCCACUUUUCGCCCCGCGUCUCCUCCUCCUGCUCUCCUCCUCCUCCUCCAACUCCCCUCGCCCUCAGACUCCGCUCGCGAGCCCCCGACUCCGCGCCCGCCCGCCACUUUCCGUCCCGCCCCGAAGGUGGGAGCGCGUCCGCCCCGGCCGGCACCAUGGCACGGUUCGUCUUGCCCGCGCUGCUCUGCACCCUGGCCGCGCUCAGCGCCGCGCUGCUGGCUGCCGAGCUCAAGUCGAAAAGUUGCUCGGAAGUGCGACGUCUCUACGUGUCCAAAGGCUUCGACAAGAACGAUGCCCCCACGCACGAGAUCAACGGUGAUCAUUUGAAGAUUUGUCCCCAGGGUUAUACCUGCUGCUCCCAAGAGAUGGAGGAGAAGUACAGCCUGCAAAGUAAGGAUGAUUUCAAAAGUGUGGUCAGUGAGCAGUGCAAUCAUUUGCAAGCUGUCUUUGCGUCCCGUUACAAGAAGUUUGAUGAAUUCUUCAAAGAACUACUUGAAAAUGCGGAGAAAUCCCUGAAUGACAUGUUUGUGAAGACAUAUGGUCACUUGUACAUGCAAAAUUCCGAGCUAUUUAAAGAUCUCUUCGAAGAGUUGAAGCGCUACUAUGUGGCAGGAAAUGUGAACCUGGAAGAAAUGCUGAAUGACUUCUGGGCCCGCCUCCUGGAGCGGAUGUUCCGCCUAGUGAACUCCCAGUACCACUUCACAGACGACUAUCUGGAGUGCGUGAGCAAGUACACGGAGCAGCUGAAGCCCUUUGGAGAUGUCCCUCGGAAACUGAAGCUCCAGGUCACUCGUGCAUUUGUAGCAGCCCGCACUUUUGCUCAGGGCUUAGCAGUUGCAAGAGAUGUAGUGAGCAAAGUCUCGGUGGUAAAUCCCACAGCCCAGUGUACCCAUGCCCUGUUGAAGAUGAUCUACUGCUCCCACUGCCAAGGUCUCGUGACUGUGAAACCCUGUUACAACUACUGCUCCAACAUCAUGAGAGGUUGUUUGGCCAACCAAGGGGAUCUUGAUUUCGAGUGGAACAAUUUCAUAGAUGCUAUGCUGAUGGUGGCCGAGAGGUUAGAGGGUCCUUUCAACAUUGAAUCGGUCAUGGAUCCCAUCGAUGUGAAGAUUUCGGAUGCUAUUAUGAACAUGCAGGAGAACAGCGUGCAGGUGUCUCAGAAGGUUUUCCAGGGAUGUGGACCCCCUAAGCCUCUCCCAGCUGGUCGGAUUUCCCGUUCCAUCUCUGAAAGUGCCUUCAGUGCCCGCUUCAGACCCUUUCACCCCGAGGAGCGCCCAACCACAGCAGCUGGCACUAGUUUGGACCGACUGGUUACUGAUGUCAAGGAGAAACUGAAGCAGGCCAAGAAGUUCUGGUCCUCUCUUCCUAGUAACGUCUGCAACGAUGAGAGGAUGGCUGCAGGAAACGGCAAUGAGGAUGACUGCUGGAAUGGAAAAGGCAAAAGCAGGUACCUGUUUGCAGUGACAGGAAACGGAUUAGCCAACCAGGGCAAUAAUCCGGAGGUCCAGGUUGACACCAGCAAACCGGACAUACUGAUCCUUCGUCAAAUCAUGGCUCUUCGAGUUAUGACCAGUAAAAUGAAGAAUGCUUAUAAUGGGAAUGAUGUGGACUUCUUUGAUAUCAGUGAUGAGAGCAGUGGAGAAGGAAGUGGAAGCGGAUGUGAGUAUCAGCAGUGCCCUUCGGAGUUUGAGUAUAACGCAACUGACCACUCUGGGAAGAGCGUCAGCGAUAAAGCCAGCAGCGCUGGGGUCCCCGCUGGGGCCCAGCCCUACCUCCUCACUGUCUUCUGCAUCUUGUCCCUGGUUAUGCAGGGAGAAUGGAGAUAAUUCUCAACCUUAGAGAAGAAGUGUUCAUCAUCAAAAAGGCACCGGUUAUCACUUUUAUACCAUCCUAGUGACUUUGCUUUUUAAAUGAAUGGACAACAAUGUACAGUUUUUACUAUGUGGCCACUGGUUUAAAAGAUGCUGACUUUGUUUUUUCAUUCAGUUCUGCGGGAAAAGGGGAUUUGUACGUAAGGUCGGUCCUGAUUCCUCAGAAUCAUGUUAAAUGUGGCUAACAGUGUAGGUACAGAACUGUAGUUAGUUGUGCAUUUGUGAUUUUUAUCACUCUGUUUGUUUGUUUUUUUUUGUUUUUGUUCUGUUUGUUUGUGGGUUUUUUUUUUUCUUCUUCAAUACGGUCUCACCUUGUUUCUUACAAGAAAACCAGGGUCCUUUCUUGGCAUGUAACGUGUACGUAUCUCUGAAAUAUUAAAUAGCUGUACAGAAGCAGGUUUUAUUUAUCAUGUUACCUUAUUAAAAGAAAAAGCCCAACAAGCAGUAAAAUUGCCAUUUAUCCCUGUUGUUUUUAGUUGCCUUAUCUGGAGAGAAGAGGAGGUCAUUUUAAAAAUGUUUAUUAAGUUAGGACAGAAUGUGAAGGCGCAAGGGGGCUUCUGAGUCACUUGUCAGGUUGUAUUCAAACAUCAGUACAAGAAGAAGGUUAUACUUCAUUUAUAGCUGGUGACUGGAAGAGACUGCAGACUACCCAUUUUGGUUGAGUUGGAUUGUAUAAACUAAGAUCACAGGUCCAUUUCUUGAAGCCGCUUAAAGUGUAGUCCAUCUAGAAGAUUCCUGUUGCAUUCUCCCUCGAAAGAUAUAAGGCAUGCAGGAUAUCGUAGUUAUCACCUGUUCACACUUAGUUUGGGGGUGGGUUUGGUUUGGUUUGGUUUUUUUAUCCAGGCAAGUGAGCACGCCCACCGUUUGCUGGUCUUCAUGUCCACACUUGACCCUCCUUGAAUUGAUAUCCCAACAAUCUCAUUUGGUCCUUCUUGUUGCAGAUUUCAACCCCGGUCAUAUAGAGGGAGCUGUCUGGGGGCUAGCCAGAACUGGGGUACAGCCUGGGCUCAGGGAGUAACUAUCAACACUCAAGCAACGUUUUCGUCCGAGCAGGUGUAUUUGUGUUUGUUUUUGGAUCCCAGGGUUGUUUUUUUUUUUAAAAGAGAUUUAAGAUGUCUUAUUUGAGUCUUUUUCUCUCCCAGCCCCGUCUGAUCGGAAAGGCAAGGGUCUUGCCAUGCAUGGUUCACAGCUGUGUGCUACCCUGUGAGCCAAGCAGCCCACUUGGGGAGAUCUGAGUGUCCAGAUUGUUUUUCAUGUGUUGGCAGGAUUUGGCGGGGGGCGGGGAAGGAGUCGGAGUAGGUAGAGCUGAGAAGACCACAUCUUAGUGAUGACCUUUAGCCGCUCGGGUGAACGGGCAAAGGCCAUUCUCUCUUGUCCCAGGCCAAAGAGUAAGUAAGCACUGCCUUGGCCCCUUUGGAGCCCUUUCUCUCCUUGAGUCCUUACCAAAUGACAGCCCAUAAAACUAUGAGAACGUAACAAAACCACGUUAAAAAGAGUUCCCAGAAGUCUUCAGAAAGAAUCACGCUCUGCAAGUCUCUUCCUGCUUUAGACGGCCAUUAAGAUCCCAACCAAUUCCACGGAAGCUGAAACCCACAGAGAGGUUGUUUGUGUUAUUGUUUAAUCUUCAGUUGUAAGAGUAAUUCUCUAUUUUUAUAUUGAAACAUAAUUACUUGAUAGCUCAGGGUCUACAUUUCCUUCAACUUUUUACACCAAAUUCUGUAGAAUGGACAAAAUGGAAUAUUGGGGGCUGUUGUCAACAGAGGCUUAAUUUUAUUAGAAGUAGCCAGUUAUUUAUUAAAGCAUGAUGUUAAUAAAAUAGGCAUAUUCUGGCUGGUGUGUAUAAGUGUUUUGUUCUUUUAUUUUUUAAACAAAUCACAGAAGACAUAAAAUUGAAAAGGCGCUCCAUUUAUGUAUGAGGAAAAAUUGAUUGUAAAUAGCUAAGCUGCCUUGUGAGAACUUGGAAAAUGUGCUGAUACUUAGUAACUACCUCAGUUGUGAGGAAUUUCCUUUUUAGCUUAGACUGCUAUUAUUUUUACUUGGUAGAAAUGAAUCUGGUCUCCAAAAUGUGGCUCAAAGAGUUAUCCCCAUAGACUUUGUUAGAUUGUUUUUUAAUUUAAAACCUUGAACUCUGCCCAGCUGUUUUCUUUCAGUCAAGUUCUCGAAACCAAUAACAUUUUCCGAAUUAAAUAUUCUUGAAGGUUCUUCUGGAGUCUAACUGAUUUGUUUUCUUUCUUUGCAUUUCUUUUCCUGUUACUCUGUUAUUAUUUAAAUUGUCUCUUGCUUUUGAACUUGAAUAUGAAAUAAACAAAUCCUAGACUUUUCCACUCA